AUGACAAACUCCUUGAUCCGCCAAGCCAAAAAGACUUUAGGCCCAAAAGUCAUCGCUUGGGUCAAGAAGAACGCACCGGGCUAUAUCAAGAAAUUCAAGGCCAAGAGGGCUGCUAAGAAGGGAAAGGUGGCUACCAAGGCUCCUGUUGCCCAGGAGGGAGUCCAAGAAGCGGAAGCUGCGCCGGUUGCGCCGGUCGCAACUGUUGUGCGUGAGGAAGGCUUGAAUGAGGACGCAACUCCGGCCCCUGUUGCGCAAGAGGCUGGUUUGAAUGCAAAUUCGCCGGCCGUUACGUCUGUGGCUGUGUAG
Messenger RNA from Glarea lozoyensis ATCC 20868, 306 nucleotides. RefSeq lists its product as uncharacterized. The record is from RefSeq and is a predicted model, not a curated record. The transcript has a single exon. Bases 1 to 306 code for a protein of 101 amino acids. Lineage: Eukaryota; Fungi; Ascomycota; Leotiomycetes; Helotiales; Helotiaceae.